UAAUGUGUCACAGUUGUGAAUAUUUUUCAGGUCUUAAUACACCAGGGAGAGUUUCUGUUCUUCCAUGACUUUUCUAUUUAUUCCGAUUUCGUAUCGAACCGUGCGCGUUGCCAGGAAGAUAAAACCGCGCCGAGACAUCGAGGGGAACUCUAGAUGUAUAUAUAUGUAAAGACGUAAAUAUUGCGUCUGCGGUGCGGUGUAGAAGGGAGAGGAGGGUGGAACCGGGUGCCGGGGCCAAGUGGCAACCGAGGGUCAGGUCAGGCGUACCGAGACGCACGUAUAUGUUGUAUGUACGCGCCGUGGCCUCUCGUGAGCCUCGGUCGUCGUCGUGAGAUAUAACACAGGUGCAUAUCGCGUCAAGCUUUCGUCCGCGCUAGUCGUGUAUUGUCGUGCAUUGUCGUGUAUUAGUGUUUCUUGGCAUUCGUUCGUUUCGCGACAGAUCAGUUGCCAAGUUGGGGGAUUUCCUUCAAAAUUUGGAUUUUGCUAUUUUCACGGGAGAUUUUUUGGGAGGAAAAUAUAAAAAGACAUAUCGACAGUAUUUUGUAAGGAAUUGAUUCAUGAUUAAUUAUAUUUAAUUGCAAUUGAUUAUAACUUCUUUUAUUAUAAAUACUUGUAACUUGACAACUGCCGACAACACCGAGUCACAGUCAGCUGCCAGGUACUUGCUGUGGCGGUUCGGCGUCGCGAUCUCGUCCUCGUCGGCCUCGUCCCCGUCGUAUCAACGCGCUUUUAUCACGGGCGCGCGCGCGCGCCCCCACGGAUCUUCGUCAUGUCGCUCGCGAGAUAAUGCCGCGGCUGCUGCUUGACGUUGACGGUUGCGUUCGGACGCCGGAGUGCGAGAACGACGAGGUUAGGCGCGCACGAUUUACAUCAAUCCCCGAACGACGUGUCAGACGUGAACCCAAAUGGCGGCCGCUGCCGAGGAGGAUGUGUCCACGCUUAGUGAGCGAGUUGCCGAGCUAAGCGUCUCCAGGACGGAGAACGACGAAAAGGACGCAGCGGGCAGGAUCAACGGCAAUGACGUGGAUGUCACUGCGAAGAGCUGCGAGCCGCGACUCUGGGGCUUCGAGACGCGCGAGCUCUAUAAGCUCGCUCUUAACUUUUACAAAGGAUUUAAUUUGUUUAGAAAAAGAAGGCAAAGCUGUUCAUCUUUCUUAUGAGGAUAAACUGAAACUGGUGGCGUUCACACAACAAGUAACGCAUGGAAAAUGCACAGCCGAAAAUGCAUCACCGUUAGGCGUCCUGGACAUGAUUGGGAGGGAUAGGCGCUUGGCAUGGCAAAAUCUGGGAGAUAUAUCAAAGGAGCAGGCAAUGGAAGGCUUUAUAGUAUUGUUAGAUAAACUAUGUCCUUUAUUCAGAACUGUAGUUGAGGCGCAAAAAAGAGAUUUUGAAGAAAAACAACGGGUUAAGAGAGAAGAAGAGGCCAAAAAGUUAGAAGAGGAGAAGAAACUUAAAGAGCUAGAAGAGGAGAGAAAGAAACAAGAAGAGGAAAGAUUGAAAGAGGAAACUCAGAGGAGACAGAUUCAGGAUGCUUUAAAUCAGCAAACGUAUUAUCAGUUCAAGGUAUACGCCGAACAACAGUAUCCCGGCAAUCCGGAACAGCAAGGCGUUUUAAUCAGGCAGUUGCAGGAGCAGCAUUAUCAUCAGUAUAUGCAGCAACUUCACCAGAACCAGUUAGUUAUUGAUGACCAAACCGAAGGAGAAGAGGAAGAAGAAAAGGAAAAGAAGAUAAAGAAGAAGAAUGUCCAGUUGGAGAACGCAAUGAGCAAAGACGAUGAUGAUGAUGAUGAAGACGACAAUAAUAAGGAUGAAUCAAACGAAAACGCGAAUGACGAAGAUUCGGAUGAUGUGGAAGACUGGCCGCCCAUCACUCCAGCAGAAAUGUGGACAAGAAAGGGCGUGGAGGAAUUUAAGCAGACUAUCAGAAAAGAAACUGGCGACGCAGUCAUCAAGGUCGGUCAUGGCGAGACUGUCACGGUGCGAGUGCCAACGCACGAGGACGGUACAUGCUUGUUUUGGGAGUUUGCGACGGACGGUUACGAUAUUGGUUUCGGAGUUUAUUUCGAAUGGUCGAAACCAGAGACGAACCAGGUAUCUGUGUAUAUAAGCGAAUCCGAGGAAGACGAAGAUGAAGAGGAGGAGUACGAGUCGCGGGAAGAUCUGGAAAGUGGAUCGGUGAAUGGUAACGCCCGACCUGAACGUAGAACGACCACACCACCUAUAAGCGUUAUAGUACCUAUAUAUAGGAGAGACUCUCAAGAGGAGAUUUACGCUGGAAGUCAUCAAUAUCCGGGCGAGGGAGUGUAUCUUCUAAAGUUCGACAAUUCGUACUCACUUUGGCGGAGUAAAACACUUUACUACCGAGUGUACUACACACGACAGGGUUUCACGAAGAAUAAUAAUUAGUCUUUACGUUGCAUAUCGAGACGAGAUGUAUAAUGAGUGUAUGUUGUCUGUUGAGCACUAGCCUUGGCAUAAUCGUCUACUGAUAACGCUAGUCCAACUGAAUAAAGAGUCCUGUUUGUCCCUAUUUGGUUCGCGUGGAAGCGAUAAAACUGUUCACAUACAAAGAAGAUAUAUUUAUUAUGUAGUUAAAUAAGAAUGCGACAUGUUCUAUAAAGUGACAAAAGGUGUGUGCGCGCGAGAAGGAAACGGAUUCUAAAUUGUCCUCGAGAGGCAAGAACUCUCCGUGGCGUGCAUUAAUAUAUAAAUUGGCGAUUGACUCUUCUACAUGCAUAAUAUUGCGUACCUGCGGCAAUUCUUGCGCACACUGUUUUUCGAUGCAGAUGAUGCCCAAUUUUCGAGCAUUCGUAUCGAUGCGCAAAUCUUUAUAUAUACAUGAACGAUACUCUUCGUUUUAAAGUGAAGGACCGUGUAUCGUGCACGUUGUAUAUCUAUGUGAUUGUAUUAUCUAUGUGAAUAUUGGCUUGUGGAAUGUUUUAUGCGAUUCGAUGUUAUACAGACUUCACUUAGCGUUCACUGUCAUAGCUUUUAUUAAAAUUAUCUUAUUUUUCUUUAAAUACAGCAGAAUACAGUACA
This is a messenger RNA of Solenopsis invicta (red fire ant), 3039 nucleotides long. Its product is annotated as Golgi resident protein GCP60. Gene Ontology annotation, cellular component: Golgi membrane. The record is from RefSeq and is a predicted model, not a curated record. The transcript has 4 exons. Bases 1018 to 2406 code for a protein of 462 amino acids. NCBI's taxonomy places the organism in Eukaryota, Metazoa, Arthropoda, Insecta, Hymenoptera, Formicidae. Gene Ontology annotation, molecular function: fatty-acyl-CoA binding.